ACCCCACAUCACCGUGACGACGGAGACGGAGGCAGCGCGAAGGAAAGAGAGGGACUGUAUUUUUCCCAAGCCAGAGAGAACUAUGUCCCCCUCUAGUGGCAGAGCCAGAGAAGACGGCCUGCAGGAUGGAAAACACUCCGGAGACCCCAUCCCUUCUGAGAAAGACGGAGAGACGGAGAGAGAGAGAGAUCAGUUAAAGGAAAAGGAGCAGGAGAGGGAAAGGGAUAAAGAACGGGACAGAGAGCGGGGGAAAGAGAGAGAAAGAGAGAGGGAACACAGCCGUGCUUCUGACAAAGAUAUGGACAGACCGAGAAAGAUUCCCUCUUCCUCUCAGCGGCCGGAGAGGAGAGAGAGAGAAGGAGAGAGGACUGGGGAGAGAGGGAUCGAACACAUCAGUGAGAAGAGCUCCUCUCAGCGGCCGGAGAGGAGAGAGAGAGAAGGAGAGAGGACUGGGGAGAGAGGGAUCGAUCACAUCGGUGAGAAGAGCUCCUCUCAGCGGCCAGAGAGGAGAGAGAGAGAAGGAGAGAGAGGGAUCGACCACAUCGGUGAGAAGAGCUCCUCUCAGCGGCCGGAGAGGAGAGCGAGAGAAGGAGAGAGAGGGAUCGACCACACCAGUGAGAAGAGCUCCUCUCAGCGGCCGGAGCGAGAGAGGAGAGAGAGAGAAGGAGAGAGGACUGGGGAGAGAGGGAUCGAUCACAUCGGUGAGAAGAGCUCCUCUCAGCGGCCGGAGAGGAGAGAGAGAGAAGGAGAGAGGACUGGGGAGAGAGGGAUCGAUCACAUCGGUGAGAAGAGCUCCUCUCAGCGGCUGGAGCGAGAGAGGAGAGAGAGAGAAGGAGAGAGGACUGGGGAGAGAGGGAUCGAUCACAUCAGUGAGAAGAGCUCCUCUCAGCGGCCGGAGCGAGAGAGGAGAGAGAGAGAAGGAGAGAGGACUGGGGAGAGAGGGAUCGAUCACAUCAGUGAGAAGAGCUCCUCUCAGCGGCCGGAGCGAGAGAGAAGAGAGAGAGGAGGAGAGAGGACUGGGGAGAGAGGGAGCGACCACAGCAGCGAAAAGAGCUCCUCUUCCUCCUCACACUCUUACUCACGAGAUCGUAAACCUUUUUCUUCUUCCAGGGACCACAAAGCGACCUCUGACCCCAGAGCCAGGGAGCACAGAGACCACAAACAUAAAGACCACAACGACCAGAAAUCCUCCACCGUUGACCAUAACACCAACUCUACUGACCGUAGACCACUAGACGACCAGGAGACCAGCAGAGAACACAGAGACCGCCUCGACCCCAAACACAAAGACCACAGAGAGCAAGGCAGUGCCUCUCCCGUCUCCAAGAGAGCCCCACCCCCAUCGGACCCCUCCUCCAGCACCCAGAGAUCUCAGGGAAGCUCUGAGCCCACCAGACCUAGCGAAAGCAGCCCUGGCAGGGACACGAAGCAGGACAGAUACCCCUCUCCUCAGGUCUACAUCUCCGUGGAGAACCAGCCCGGGAGGGGGAAGGCUGAGGGAGAAGAGCCCAGAGUAGAGCGCUCCUCAGAGGGGAGACAGAGCCAGCAGGCCAGCCUAGGAAACCUAGAGAAGGAGAUGAGUGGUGGAAAACCCCACCAACACCCAGCCUCACUCCUACAGCCCCCCAGGACUGACAACAGGGCAGGGGUGCCCCGAGCUGUCAGAGAGAGAGAGAGAAAGAAAGAGAGAGAGAGGCAGAUGCAAAAGAUGAGGGAGAAGAUGGAGGAGAGAGAUGAGGAGGGAGAUAAAGAUGUCAAUAGGGAGAAGGAGAGAGAGAGAGGGGUGGAUAGGGAGAAGGAGAGAGAGAGAGGGGUCGGUAGGGAGAAGGAGAGAGAGAGGGAAAACCCUAAAGUCAGACCCCCUCCCUCGGUUCCUUCUUCCAGACCCCCUCCCUCGGUCCCUUCUUCCAGACCUCCCUCGGUCCCUUCUUCCAGACCUCCUCCCUCGGUCCCUUCUUCCAGACCUCCUCCCUCGGUCCCUUCUUCCAGACCUCCUCCCUCGGUCCCUUCUUCCAGACCUCCUCCCUCGGUCCCUUCUUCCAGACCUCCCUCGUCUUCCAGACCUCCUCCCUCGGUCCCUUCUUCCAGACCUCCUCCCUCGGUCCCUUCUUCCAGACCUCCUCCUGACCUGGUCAGAGAGACUGAUGAGGCCUUCGAACCUGACUACAGCGAGGGAGAGAUCUCAGAGGGGGAGGAGGAAGGAGAGAGAGCGCUGGAGGGAGAGAGAGCGCUGGAGGGAGAGAGAGCGCUGGAGGGAGAGAGAGCGCUGGAGGGAGAGAGAGCGCAGGAGGGAGAGAGAGCGCAGGAGGGAGAGAGAGCGCAGGAGGGAGAGAGAGCGGAGCUUGGGGGUGGCAGCGGCAGAAGUCGUAGCAGCAGCGCCAGCUCUGUCGGUAGCCCGGGCAACAAGAAAGACAAGAAGAAGAAAGAUAGAAAAGAGAAGAAGAAACAGAAGAAGAAGAAGAAGAAGAAAGAUAGAAAGCAGAAGAGACAGGGGAGCCUGGACGCUGAGGAGGGAGAGAUCACGGGACUGAAACACAAACACAAGAAGAAGAACAAGGAGAAAGAGGACAAUGAGAGAGAAGACGAAGAGGAGGAGGAGAGAAGAGGAGAAGACCAAAUGGCUCGCGUAGCCUUCUGAGACGUUUUCGUUGUGAAGCGUGUUCGUCACGUUUCAGCCCAAGGCUCCUGGCCCCUAAAACCUUAUUCCCUAACUAGUGCACGACUUAAGGACAAGCCUCGUGUACUAAGAAGGGAAUUCGGGUGCCAUUUUUGGAGGAAAGAGACUUGUUUUUCUUCCCUCCUGUCAGUGAACAGAAAGGUCCUCAGAGAGGCAUCACACAUAGCCUGUGUUCCAAAUGCCUCUUCCCUAUAUAGGGCCCCUAUGUAGGGAACGUGGCUGUCGUUUGUGACGGGACACCCGUAGUGGAGAUCGUAAAGAGGACUUAAACCGCUCUGCAAGCUUGUUCACUCUAGUUCAACACUUUAACUAAGGGGGAUGUUUUUUUUUGUUGUUUUUUUUUGCUGAGGAUUUGAAAUAAUUUAAUGAAUUUAAAGGCUGAUGUAUAAAAUAAAUAUAUAAUUUUUUCUUUAUAGACUCUGCUCAACAGAGUUUGCUUGAAUGAUGCUUCGAACUUUUGAUUUCUAUUUUUUUUUGUGUGUGUUUAAAAAUAAAUAAAAGGAUGUAAUUGCUAAACCUUGGUUUGUCCCUCCAGUCCCCCCGUCCACCCCACCCACCCCCCAGGUCUUCAUUGAAGAGUUUCUACGACCUGGGAUGUAUCCCAUAUAGCAACCAGUUCCCUAUGUAGUGGACUAUAUACAGAAUAGUGAAGCGUUAUGGACACACACACACACAAUAUAUACCAUCUUAUUAGAGAUGUAUUCUAGAGUGAAAACACCAUCUUUUCAUAUCAGAUAUAUGUUCUCUAGAGUGAAAAUAGCAUCUAUAUACAUUCUCUAGAGUGAAAAUAGCAUCUAUAUACAUUCUCUAGAGUGAAAAUAGCAUCUAUAUACAUUCUCUAGAGUGAAAACGUGUAGGAGGAGGACAAAAAGCACUAUGGAGAUGUUAAUGAAUGUUACUCUGCUGUCAAUAGACUGAGCUAGACUGACCUAGAGGUAGUUGUGGGUCUAUAUUACUCUGCUGUCUACAGACUGAGCUAGACUGACCUAGAGGUAGUUGUGGGUCUAUAUUACUACUCUGCUGUCAACAGACUGAGCUAGACUGACCUAGAGGUAGUUGUGGGUCUAUAUUACUCUGCUGUCUACAGACUGAGCUAGACUGACCUAGAGGUAGUUGUGGGUCUAUAUUACUACUCUGCUGUCUACAGACUGAGCU
Molecule: messenger RNA, 3832 nt
Organism: Oncorhynchus masou masou (cherry salmon)
Lineage: Eukaryota; Metazoa; Chordata; Actinopteri; Salmoniformes; Salmonidae
Product: zinc finger CCCH domain-containing protein 13-like
Exons: 1
Coding region: 83-2638 (851 amino acids)
Source: RefSeq, a predicted model, not a curated record